Annulohypoxylon maeteangense is the source of this 2577-nucleotide messenger RNA. RefSeq names its product major facilitator superfamily domain-containing protein. Gene Ontology annotation, biological process: transmembrane transport. Bases 352 to 2394 code for a protein of 680 amino acids. The record is from RefSeq and is a predicted model, not a curated record. Gene Ontology annotation, molecular function: transmembrane transporter activity. The transcript has 10 exons. NCBI's taxonomy places the organism in Eukaryota, Fungi, Ascomycota, Sordariomycetes, Xylariales, Hypoxylaceae.
UGACCUUUUCACUCGACCUCUUAUAAGGCAAUCGUUAUCUACAAAAUUAUCAUAACACAGAAGGGACGCCACAAUAUUGAACAUCUACAUCGCCAGUUAUUCCUUUUUAGCCAAUGUUCCGGUAUUACGGUACAAGUACAUGCACGUAUCAAUAUUUAGAAGACACGGGCCGAUAAAUACUGAAAGAGGAAAGACAUCAGGAUACCUAAGCUUAUAGGUACUUCAUUGCUAGCAUGUUUAUGUUGCCAGGUAUUAGAUGUCAUCGGCGACAUGGGCGCCAUGCGAUAGUAACUCACUAGGGUCUUCCUCUUUUCAUCAAAUUCUAGAGGUAUCUAUAUUCAUGUUAUCGGGAUGGCAAGCCAGUCUAGCUCGUUGUCACACGUCGAGAAUCAGGAAUCCUCUAACAUAAGGCCCGAUGAAAACCAACAGAUACUGCAUAUGCCGUCGUUUGCGACAACCAUAGCCAGCUUCUCAUCAUCGUCACAAAACGAGCUUCAUCGGACCCUGAACAGAUCAGAGGAGAAGCAGUUUCCUAGCAUAGAGAACACGGGACACCAGAUCCCUAAUAUCGUCGCCGAAGAGCAUGGCGUAACUAUAGAUAGACCGCAACCCGGGGAACACCAAAUCGACGCGAAAGCUUCCGAAGUAACACUGGCCUGUGAUACCAAGCCCGAAGAUCAGAAAACGUCUGACAAGGAGACCGAAAGCCAAGAAGCUCACGGCAUCGAAUUCAAGGAAUGCGGCGACGAAAGAACCCCCCGAGAAGCAUCAGGACACAAGAAAGUGGAUAGUCUGUCAAGCCCGAUACUGGUCAACCAGAAAGAUGAGGAAUAUAUCCAAGGCGCCAAGUUGUACCUGGUACUGAUCGCACUCACGGUUGUCUAUUUCCUUGUAAUGUUGGAUAACACCAUUCUCGCGACCGCAAUCCCUUAUAUCACCGACGAGUUCCAUUCCCUGUUAGAUGUUGGGUGGUAUGCCAGCGCUUACCAGCUCAUCUCGUCAACACUGCAGCCAUUGGGUGGAAAGAUUUACUCCAAGCUAAACUCUAAGUGGUCGUUUCUUGUCUACCUUAUCCUGUUCGAAAUCGGAUCCGUAGUAUGCGGCGCAGCGAAAUCUUCGGCCAUGCUCAUCGGCGGGAGGGCGAUUGCCGGAGCAGGUGGAUCGGGGCUCCUGAAUGGAGCUUUGAUCAUUCUCAACUCUUGCGUCCCGCCGUAUCGCCAACCAGCUGUUGUUGGCAUUCUCAUGGGCCUUGGUCAAUUAGGUAUCGCAUUCGGUCCAAUCAUCGGCGGCGCCUUUACUGAAUACGUGACUUGGAGAUGGUGCUUUUAUAUCAAUCUCCCUAUCGGCGCCGUUGUAGGAUUGAUAAUUGUCCUCAUCCACAUCCCAGAUCAUAUUAAGAAGCCCGACGCACGUCAAGUACUCAGACACGCAGUUAUGGAUUUCGAUCUUCUGGGAUUCAUUCUCUUCGCACCGGCAGCCAUAAUGUUCUUUCUCGCGCUCCAAUAUGGUGGACAUCAGUACCGGUGGGAUAGUUCGCAGAUUAUUGGCCUUUUCUGCGGUGCGGGAGUAACCUUCAUAAUAUGGUUAUCAUGGGACAUCUAUCGGGGAGAUAAUGCCAUGGUACCGCGUUCGAUGAUCAAAACCCGCGUCGUAUGGGCUAGUUGUGCGACUGGGUUUUUCAUGGGUGGGACGGUCUACCUGACAGCUUACUACCUGCCUAUCUACUUCCAGGCCGUGCUCGCCAAGUCACCAUUUAUGAGUGGUGUAGCUGUUCUACCUAACAUUCUAGCGCAAAUGAUCUUUGGGAUUAUAUCAGGGGGUCUAGUUCAAAGAAUUGGGUAUUUUCCCCCGUUCAUCCUCAUGGGCACCGCUCUUAAUGCAGUUGGAUGCGGUCUUUUAAGUCUUUUCUCACUUUAUACCCCCACGGGCCAUUGGAUUGGGUUUCAGAUAAUAAUGGGAGCUGGCCGUGGCUUGACUAUGGCUGUCCCGUUUCUUGCAAUGCAAAACAGUCUCCCAAAAGAUAUGAUACCAAGCGCAAUGUCAACCCUAGUAUUCUUACAGAAUUUCGGUGCGGCCGUGAUGGUCGCCCUGGGGCAGACUAUCCUCACCAACAGCCUCGUCACCCUAAUACCACAGUAUGCCCCAGGUGUCGACCCAUCUCUUGUCUUAAACGCCGGUACGACGUCCGAGGCCAUAUAUGAAGCCAUAGGGCCAGAUAAAUUAGAGAGCGUUCUUUUAGCAUACUCGAUGGCUCUACAGCGCGUCUGGUAUUUCACCGCUGGCAUUGCUGUACCGCCGUUUUUUGUGGGUUGGUGCUUCACCUGGGAAAAUAUUCGCAGGAAAUCUAACGAGCCGGAUUCACAUGAGCCUACCGAGGGUCCGAAACAGGAAUAAAGAUGAUAUGACAGGUUAAAGACGACAUGGGUGCAUCAUAAUUGGCGUUUAGGGAAACGGGUAACGAAGCAGGCACUGGUACAGGAAAUCGUAAUAUCUCUCACACGCCAUACAAGCGUCUCGUAUUUCAUCUAUUUAUAUCUGAAGUUAUGCAUGAACCAAUGAAUAUCAUCGUCCUACCUC